GCCGGAAGUGCUGAUUACUUCUGUCUGUUACUUUAGACAUGGCGGUGGUGGCGGCGGCGGAGGCUCAGGUCCCGGUGGGAAGACUGAGGAGAGGGGGCCGGGCCUCUGGGCCCGGCAGGGGCCUUGCCCUGUGCUGACUGAGAGCGUGGCCGGGAUUAGGUCCGGGACCAGAAUCGGGCCUGGGUCUGUGUCGGCCUGCCCGGCCAUGGGGGAUCCCGGUGGUGGCGGCGGCCGCGGCCGCGGCAGCCGGGCUUGGUGCUUGCGGCGGGUGGGGAUGAGCGCUGAGUGGCUGCUGCUGGAGGAUCGCAGCGAGGUGACAGUUGGUCGAGGAUUCGAUGUCACGUACCAGCUGCUUUCUAAAAUUUGUCCAUUGAUGAUUUCCCGAAACCACUGUGUUUUCAAGCAGAAUGCUGAGGGCCAGUGGACAGUGAUGGACAACAAGAGUCUGAAUGGUGUUUGGCUGAACAAGGAGCGCCUGGAACCUUUAAAGGCCUGUCCUAUUCGGGAGGGAGACCGAAUCCAGCUUGGAGUUCCAUUAGAAAAUAAGGAGAAGGCAGAAUAUGAGUAUGAAGUAGUAGAAGAAGACUGGGAAAAGAUCCAUCUGUGUCUUGCCCUGAGGAACAGCAGGACAGUAGUUAAGUGCUCGAGAACCAAAAGGAAAUGUAGUUUAGAGGAGUCGGAUAGCCCUGGAGUGGAGGGCUCUUCGGACUCCAGAACCAAAGUAAAUAAAGUGUCGCAUGACUAUGAGCAGUUGGGGAAGUCCUGUGGAAGAGCCAAAAUGGCCAAACAGGCCCCUGAAAGCAUGGACCGAAAAUUGACUUCUCCUGGACCAAGUGGAGAGAGAGCAGCAGAGGGUGACCUUCAGACUGUUUCAGAAAAAGGAGCAGUGCUGCCCAGCAAGAAGCAAAAAGGCCCAUGGGUGUCACAGUCUCAGAGCAGCUUGGACAUAUUUAAGAAGACGAUGGCCAAGAUCCUCAAGCUGAAGGUGAAGGUUCAGGAGAAGCAGGUGGCUGUUCUCAGUGUGAAGCAGCAGAGCCACAAGGGGGCCCAGAAGGAGAUGGUGAAGAUGGAGGAGGAGCUCCAGGAGUUACAGGACCAGCUGUUUACGGAGCAGGUCCAGCAGCAGCAGAGAGUGGAGCAACUAGAGAAAAAUUUCCAGGAGAAGAAGCCGCACUUAGAGGGUUUGGAAAAACAGCGUGGGGAAAAGGACCUGAAGGAGCAGCUGGCACAGGCCCUGCAGGAGCAUCACAUUCUAAUGGAAGAGUUAAGUCGGAGCAAGAAGGAUUUUGAAGCAAUCAUUGAAGCCAAGAAUAAAGAACUGGAACUGACCAAGGAAGAAAAAGAGAAAGUGAGAGCGCAGAAGGAAGAGGUUCUAAACCAGAUGAAUGAUGUACUAGAAAAUGAGCUUCAAUGCAUCAUUUGCUCGGAACACUUCAUUGAGGCAGUCACCUUGAACUGUGCCCAUAGUUUUUGCUCCUACUGCAUCAAUGAGUGGAUGAAGCGAAAAGUGGAAUGUCCCAUCUGUCGACAAGAUAUUGAAUCUAAAACUCGCUCUCUAGUGCUGGACAACUGUAUCAGCAAGAUGGUUGAGAAAUUGAGUUCUGAAAUGAAAGAGCGACGAGAAAUUCUCAUUAAUGAAAGAAGAGUGACAAUGAAGAGAAGAGGCGAAGGAGAGUUCAGCAGCCCCCAGAAGAAGCAGAAGAAAAGAGCUGCUGAGCUGGGCUUGACCCUCAGUUCCACAUCAGAUGAGGAACCCCCUCCUUUUGGCAAUCAUGGCCCACAAGAGUCUUCCACCAGCCUCAGUGGAUCUGACAGUGAGAAUGAGGAGAAAAGACCUGUAUCUGGCUCCUUCAGCAAUGACUUCAAAGCUGACUCCCUUGUGGAGGGCACCUCCUCCCGCUACUCCAUGUACAACAGUGUUUCCCAAAAGAUGAUGGCAAAGAUGGGCUUCCGAGAAGGUGAAGGUCUGGGCAAACACAGCCAGGGUCGGAAAGACAUUGUUGAGGCUUCUAAUCAGAAAGGUCGAAGAGGCCUAGGGCUGACACUAAAGGGUUUUGAUCAGGAACUCAAUGUGGACUGGAGAGAUGAACCAGAGCCAAGUGUCUGUGAACAGGUGUCAUGGUUCCCAGAAUGCACCACUGAAAUUCCUGAUACCCAAGAAAUGCGUGAGUGGAUGACUGUGGGAAAGAGGAAGAUGAUAAUUGAAGAUGAAACUGAAUUUUGUGGGGAAGAGCUUCUGCACAAUGUCCUGAAGUGCAAGAGUGUGUUUGAUGAUUUGGAUGGAGAGGAGAUGCGUCGAGCUCGGACCAGGUCCAAUCCCUAUGAAAUGAUCCGGGGAGUCUUCUUCCUAAACAGAGCAGCAAUGAAAAUGGCCAAUAUUGACUUUGUAUUUGAUCGUAUGUUUACGAACCCAAAGGACUCAUUGGGGAAACCCCUGUUGAAGGACCGGGAUCCAGAGCUUCUAUACUUUGCUGAUGUAUGUGCAGGCCCUGGCGGCUUCUCUGAAUAUGUGCUUUGGAGGAAGAAGUGGCAUGCAAAGGGCUUUGGAAUGACCUUGAAAGGGCCCAAUGACUUUAAGCUGGAGGAUUUCUAUGCAGCUUCCAGUGAACUCUUCGAACCCUACUAUGGUGAGGGCGGGAUUGAUGGAGAUGGAGAUAUUACUCGACCAGAGAACAUCACAGCUUUUCGAAAUUUUGUUCUGGAUAACACCGAUCGCAAGGGUGUGCACUUUAUGAUGGCUGAUGGGGGUUUUUCUGUGGAGAAGCAAGAAAACCUGCAGGAAAUCCUUAGUAAGCAGCUAUUGCUAUGCCAGUUUCUCACAGGACUGUCUGUUAUCCGCACAGGAGGCCACUUUAUCUGUAAAACCUUUGAUUUGUUCACGCCAUUCAGCGUGGGACUCAUCUAUCUGUUGUACACCUGCUUUGAACGCGUGUCUCUUUUUAAGCCUGUCACCAGCCGGCCUGCCAACUCAGAGAGGUACGUGGUGUGCAAGAGUUUGAAGUCUGGGAUUGAUGACGUGCGGGAAUAUCUCUUCAAGGUAAACAACAAGCUCAAUCAGCUUCGGAAGAGUGACAUGGAUGUCAACCUUGUGGUCCCCCUGGACGUGAUCAAGUCAGACCCUGAAUUUACUGACUACAUGAUCCGAUCCAAUGAGAGCCACUGCAGCUUGCAGAUCAAAGCCCUGGCCAAAAUUUAUGCCUUUGUCCAAGACUCGACUCUUAGUGAACCACGCCAGGCAGAAAUCCGAAAAGGGUGCCUUCAUCUCUGGGGGAUUCCAGAUCAGGCCAGAGUUGCUCUCUCUUCUUCAGAUCCAAAGUCAAAGUUCUUUGAAUUGAUAAAGGGCACUGACAUUGAUAUCUUCAGCUAUAAGCCUACUCCACUCAACUCCAAAACCCUGGAUAAAAUUCGCUGUGUUCUGGACUACCGCUGCAUGGUGUCGGGGAGUGAGCAGAAGUUUCUCAUUGGCUUAGGGAAAUCCCAGAUCUACACGUGGGAUGGCCGCCAGUCAGACCGUUGGACAAAACUGGACCUUAAGACAGAGCUGCCCCGGGACACACUGCUCUCAGUAGAGAUUGUUCAUGAACUGAAAGGCGAGGGUAAGGCUCAGCGGAAGAUCAGCGCAAUCCACAUCCUUGAUGCACUGGUGCUGAAUGGCCAAGACAUCCGGGAGCAGCACUUUAAUCAACGAAUUCAGCUCGCUGAGAAGUUUGUGAAAGCCGUUUCCAAACCCAGCAGGCCUGACAUGAACCCCAUCAGAGUAAAGGAGGUGUAUAGAUUGGAAGACAUGGAGAAAAUUUUUGUCAGGUUAGAAAUGAAGGUCAUCAAGGGCUCACAUAAUAUGCUUCGACUCAGCUAUACCGGACGGGAUGAUCGACACUUUGUGCCCACUGGCCUCUACAUUGUCAGGACUACGAAUGAACCCUGGACCAUGGCAUUCAGCAAAAGCUCUAACAGGAAGUUUUUCUUCAACAAGACAACAGGGUUUUCUACUUUUGAAAUGCCUCUGGACGCCAUCGCUCCAUUUCACAUCUGCUACUAUGGGCGGCUCUUCUGGGAGUGGGGCGAUGGUGUCCGAGUACAUGACUCUCAGAAGUGCCAGAAUCCUGAGAAGUUGUCUAAGGAUGACAUCCUCUCCUUCAUUCGGGAACACAGUGUCUGAGGAUCCAGCCCAGGAGAUCAUAGCCACCCCUGAGGACCCUUGGCUACUGUCUGAGGAAAGAGAGAGGGGGCUGAUUGUCCUAUUUGGAGCAAGAUAACAGCAGAUAAGACAGGUCACUUCCUCCUUAGAGGAGAAAGAGUGGCAUUCAGAGCACAUCAAGGACAGGGUGGAUGACCCUCUCACCACUGCUCAUCCUGAAUUAUAUCCUUCCCGUCCCCCUAGGACACUUUGUGAGUAUUUGGGAGGAGCUAAGGAAGUUGGCCUUGCUUUUGCUCCUGGUAUAGCCCUUUCACUUCCCAUCCCCGGAAGGACACGGUGGGAACUCUGUCCUUCAGGAGUAUGGCCUAGAAUGAAGCUGUUCCCCUUGUUUGGUCAUUCGAGGGUCAAUUCCUGGGUAUGUCGGCUGGCUUGGGGGCAGAGGCAGAAGUUUAAGGGCACCUGAUGAAAUAUCACUGCUGAAGUAUCAGAGCUCCUGGAGUUUCUUGCACUUCUCCUGCCCCGAUUCUGGGAGUCCUUCCCUUUUAACCAAGUAGCUGAAGUGCUCAGCAGGAUCAUGAGCAGAGAAAGAAAGACUAUGACUGUUGGACAUGUCAGUCCAUGUAUCUACCCCUUGCCCUUGCCAGCCCCCAGAACCCGACCUCUGACAGAUUUUUUUCCUUUUUUUUUUUUCCCCUUCACUUCAGUGUGAAUGUCCAUUGGCCUAUCCAGAGCGUUCUUUCUAGAACUGCCUCCUACCCCAUCCCCACUUCUGGUCCAAGCCUGAGUAGGGCAAACAACUCUGAAAGUUGAUGAAGCAGCUGCCACAUGUUGCCCAGGCAUCUUGUCUAGGAAACAGUGGCCUUGCCUGUGCCCUGGAGGAGUACCUUUAAUUGUGGGUGAAGGGAUCAGUGCCCAUAGGAGUCCCUGUGGAAUACUGUCCUGUCGCAGCAUGAUGCCCAGCGUGGGGGCUUGGCCCAGGUCUCUAUGUUUUGCCAAAGAUAAGAUGCUGGAGGGUUUGAGUGGAGUUUCUCAGGCCCGGGAUCAUUCCCCUCCUCUCCUUUUUCCCCCAACAAAAGGCACAACUUGCUUUCAUGUUUUCUCAUGGGUCUUCAGCUCUUACCAGUCCCAUGCACACAGAAAGGUUAGGGACCGUAGGUCCUCAGUGGAGGAAGGAAGCAUGUCUGUGAGCUAUUUGAUGAGAAGCUCAUCAGUGCUCAGAACUGGUAAUAUAUUUCCCUCUGCCUUUCCUGGGGCCCAGGCUGGAGGGCCAGAAGUAAAGAUUCCCUUUGCUGGGCUUGUUUCCAUGGUGAUAGGCAGAGGGUUGCAGGGUGGGGGAGUAUCUCCACUGUGUCCAUGGGGUGGACUAACAGUCUUCCUCUAUCCUGCAUUUGGUAGUAGUAGCCCUGCCUACAGAGGUAGCUUAUUUCCACCCAAUACUGGGUUAGGGGUGUGUGUAUGUGUCUCAUGGCGCCUCAGAUCAUUAAAGGAAAAAGAUAUUUUUAAAA
Messenger RNA from Vombatus ursinus (common wombat), 5643 nucleotides. RefSeq names its product cap methyltransferase 1 (gene CMTR1). Gene Ontology annotation, biological process: double-strand break repair; protein K48-linked ubiquitination; 7-methylguanosine mRNA capping. The transcript is spliced from 30 exons. The record is from RefSeq and is a predicted model, not a curated record. NCBI's taxonomy places the organism in Eukaryota, Metazoa, Chordata, Mammalia, Diprotodontia, Vombatidae. Gene Ontology annotation, cellular component: site of double-strand break; cytosol; ubiquitin ligase complex. Gene Ontology annotation, molecular function: ubiquitin protein ligase activity; methyltransferase cap1 activity; histone binding. Bases 206 to 4159 code for a protein of 1317 amino acids.